Molecule: messenger RNA, 1197 nt
Organism: Sitodiplosis mosellana (orange wheat blossom midge)
Lineage: Eukaryota; Metazoa; Arthropoda; Insecta; Diptera; Cecidomyiidae
Product: pectate lyase-like
Exons: 2
Coding region: 17-982 (321 amino acids)
Molecular function (GO): pectate lyase activity
Source: RefSeq, a predicted model, not a curated record
ACAAAAGUUUGUGAAAAUGAAAUUCUUCGUCAUUUUCGCGGCACUCAUUGUCAUUUCCAUGGCAGCUCAAAAAAAGGUUACUUUGGUCAGCUGUGUGGCUCCGGGAUGGGCUUCUCAGAACGGAGGAACAACUGGUGGCGGAGACAACGUAGCAGAGACAACGGUUUCAACGUAUGCCCAAUUGAAAGCAGCCAUUAAAAACGCUUCCAUAAAACUGAUAAAAGUAAUCGGAACUAUUACAAUAACUGCCCGUUUAACUCUUAAGGAUCAGACUGGAAAGACUAUUUAUGGGACAGCCGGAGCUAAACUGGUUUCUACCGAUCAGACAAAAGAUGGACCUGGAGCCUAUGAUACUGAUGGCUGGGACAAUCUAAUUCUGGACGAUUGUCAAAAUGUGUGGAUUGAUCACUGCGAAUUCAGAGAUGGUGUCGACGGAAAUUUUGACAUCAAAAACAAAUCGGAUUUUAUUACAGUUUCUUAUACAAAGUUCCAAUACGUGAAAGCGCCAAAACCUGGUGGCUCAGGCGGAACAAAUGACCACAGAUUCUCAAACCUUAUCGGAUCAGGUGACGGAGCCAUCGCUGAUGCUGGGAAACUAAAUGUAGCUUUUGUUCGUUGCUGGUGGGCACCGGGCUGCAAAGAACGUAUGCCGAGAGUAAGAUUCGGAAAGGUUCAUGUCCUGAACAGUUAUUUCAACAGUUUUGUUAGUAACAAAUGUAUUGCUGCGGGUUUUCAGGCCAAUAUUCUUGUGGAAAAGAAUGUUUUUGAGAAUGUGAAAAACCCUAUCAGCUUAAUGAGCGGAUUUACGGCUGUAACACAAACUGGAAACAGUUUCAUAAAUGUUACAGGAAAUACUUCAGGAAGCGGAACGGUAUUUACUCCGCCAUACAGCAUCAAUGAACUGAACGUUACUGAUGUUAGGGCAGAUGUAACAGCUAAUGCAGGAGCUACUUUAGAUGGAAAUUAUUGUGGUGCAUUCUAAAUUUUAAUAAUAAUAUGCCUCUUGUUUGAGAUAGCCUCUGUUUGUAUUUUAAACCACUUAAAGUCUUUAUUGGUUAGAAAGAAUAAGUUGCCAAAAGUAAAAUAGAAUGAAUUACAGUAAACUAUUCUGGGUGCUCAUUUGAGAAGAGUCGAAAUUUCAUUUCCUAUCAAAAAUUUAUGCCACGCGUAAGAAAUAUAUAUAUACAGUUUAUCGUC